CAGCCUGCCAUUGUUGUUUUGACAACCACGAACUACCGCACGUUUCGCUGCUGUUGUUAAUAAAAUCUACCGCAUAAAAGGAUAUGAAGGUCUUAGAAUUAUACAGCGGAGUCGGGGGGAUGCAUUUCGCUUUGCGAGAAAGCGGUAUCCAGUAUAAUGUCCUUACUUCGAUUGACAUAAACACGGCAGCGAACGAAGUUUACCGUGAAAACUUUCCCGAUACUGUGAAUUUGGGGCGUAAUAUACAAUCGUUUGACAUAGAACAGAUAAGAAAGCUAUCUGUAGAUACCAUACUGAUGAGUCCUCCUUGUCAACCAUUCACCAGAGUUGGUUUAAAAAAGGAUAUAUUGGACAAUAGAACAGAUUCUUUUUUACACGUUUUAGAGUUAAUUCCACAGAUUUCAACGCUGAAUUAUAUUUUAGUCGAGAAUGUAAAAGGUUUCGAAACAUCUCAAGCCAGAGAUAAAUUAGUAGAAUGUAUUGUUAACUCUGGAUUCAAUUACAAAGAAUUUUUAUUGAGUCCGUGUCAAUUUGGAAUACCCAACACGCGCCAGAGAUAUUAUAUGAUAGCAAAAAGGAAAGAACUUCAGUUCUUUUUCACUGAUCCAUCUUUGACAAAAUUUUAUCCCAAGGAAUUAUUAGAAGAUGUUAAAGAUGCCAAGAGAAUUUUAAAUAUCUUGGAGGAUAACAUUGAUGAGAACAACUAUCUUAUUUCUACUAAAAUAUUAGCGAAACAUGCCGGAGUCCUUGACAUUCGGACAGCAGCGUCGACCAAAUCUUGUUGUUUCACAAAAGCUUACGGUCGUUAUGCAGAAGGCACCGGAUCUGUUUUUUGUCCAAUGUCAGAGGAGCUAGUUUCAGAGAAGUAUUUAGAAUCUAAAAUGCACGGAGACGAUAUCGAAAAGAAGGCAGAAGUAUUGAGUAGUUUGAAAUUGCGUUACUUUACACCCCGUGAGAUUGCUAGAUUAAUGUGUUUUCCGGAAUACUUUCACUUUCCAAAGACUACGACGACGAAACAAAAGUACAGACUACUGGGAAACUCGAUAAAUGUCUUUGUCGUUUGCCAAUUAAUUAAAUUAUUGAAAUAUGGCGACGCUGAUGCGUUGGAUUGAGACAUUAUUAGAACAAUAAUAUUUCCGUGAUCUGAUGUGAAUAAAAACAUACAUUUUAUCAAA
This is a messenger RNA of Neodiprion fabricii, 1175 nucleotides long. RefSeq names its product tRNA (cytosine(38)-C(5))-methyltransferase (gene Mt2). NCBI's taxonomy places the organism in Eukaryota, Metazoa, Arthropoda, Insecta, Hymenoptera, Diprionidae. Bases 84 to 1112 code for a protein of 342 amino acids. The record is from RefSeq and is a predicted model, not a curated record. The transcript has 2 exons. Gene Ontology annotation, molecular function: methyltransferase activity.